AUUCAGAAAAUACUCAAGAUUUAAAUAAUACUGACAAUGAACUUAUUAACUAUGAAUUAAAUGAUUAUAUAGAAAAUAAUGAUCUAAAAAAUAAUAAUGAAUUUAUUACAGAAGAUAACAAUAACCUUAUUACGGAAAAAGAAGAACAAUAG
Racocetra fulgida is the source of this 152-nucleotide messenger RNA. NCBI's taxonomy places the organism in Eukaryota, Fungi, Glomeromycota, Glomeromycetes, Diversisporales, Gigasporaceae. The record is from the annotation of a GenBank genome assembly.